Molecule: messenger RNA, 1053 nt
Organism: Aureobasidium melanogenum CBS 110374
Lineage: Eukaryota; Fungi; Ascomycota; Dothideomycetes; Dothideales; Saccotheciaceae
Product: glyoxylate/hydroxypyruvate reductase
Exons: 2
Coding region: 1-1053 (350 amino acids)
Cellular component (GO): cytosol
Molecular function (GO): hydroxypyruvate reductase [NAD(P)H] activity; glyoxylate reductase (NADPH) activity; NAD binding
Source: RefSeq, a predicted model, not a curated record
AUGUCUUCUAAACCAUCUAUCCUUCACCUCGGUGACCCAUGUCGCUGGCAUGCAGAUCUAUACAAGAAGUUCGAGACACACUUUACCAUCAUCCGUCCUUCAGCAGAGGAACGCGAAAGAUCCGCCUUCCUCACAGCUCUCAAGGAAAAGCGAUGGGGCAAUUUCGUAGCUAUCAUGCGACCAUUCUGGAACACUGGAGGAGAGAUGGGAAGGAUUGACAGAGAGUUGAUCUCGUUGCUUCCUGAUAGUGUUAAGGUAUAUGCAUCUGCUGGUGCAGGUUUCGAUUGGGUAGACACUGAUAUCCUUGCCGAGAAAGGAAUCAUCUACUGCAACGGCGCAGCAGCAUCUUCAGACUCAGUAGCCGACUCCGCCCUCUUCCUCAUCAUCUCCACCUUCCGCAACCUCGCAUGGUCACAAAUCGCCGCUCGAUCAGGAAACCCAGACGAACUCUUCGACGCCCACAAAAACUCUCCAACCACAGCCAUAAACCCCAAGGGAAGAAUCCUCGGUAUCGUCGGUCUCGGAAACAUCGGCUACAGAAUCGCUCAAAAAGCCUACCUAGGUCUGGGCAUGAAGAUUGCCUACCAUGAUCUGUUCCGCAAAUCUAAAGCUGUGGAGGAGGCUGUGGGAGCAACGUUCUACAAGACUCUGGAUGAGAUGUUGGCAGCUGCCGAUUGUAUCCUCGUCGCAACCCCCUUUUCCGGAAAACAGCUUUUCACAGCCGAGAAGUUCAAGAAAUUCAAGCGUGGCAGUCGACUCAUCAACAUUGCUCGUGGACCAUUAGUCAACGAAGCCGAUCUUGUGGAAGCGCUCAAAUCGGGUCAACUGAGUGCUUGUGGAUUGGAUGUGUUUGAGAAUGAACCGCACGUGAAUAAGGAGUUGUGUGGACUCAAGCAGGCAACUUUGACGGCACACACAGCGGGCGGCACUAUCGACACGCAUAUUGGGUUUGAAGAGUUGUGCUAUAAGAAUGUGUUGGGCGCGCUUUUGGAGGGCAAGGCUAUCAGUCCCGUAAAUUUGCACUUGAUCAAGGCGGGUAAGAGUAAGCUGUAG